AUGUCUGUCACUUCCCCAGAUAAGGUUGUGGACGACGUUUUGGACCGUCUCUGUGUUGAGGAGACGGGAUUGAGCGUUUCUGAGGUCUGGGAGGAGGUCAAGGGCAAGUUUCCGCGGUUUGGGGCGUUUGAGAAGACCCUUGUCUGGAGCUGGCUCGUGCAGGAGAGCGAUCUCCUGGUGUACUAUAUUAUUUCCACCACAAAGGAAAAGAGCGGCAAAACCACCUACAAGACAGAAACUGUUGACAAGAACACGAGUCUGGUGGACCUUGUGGACAAGUACGGCGAGGACAAACUUCGGAUUGGCGUUACUGAUGACAGACAGUCUUUGUUUUUGCUCGGGGUCAAGAAGGAAAAUAACAACCUGGGAUAUUUUCCGUACGAAUUACUGCGAUAUAUUACAAAAGCCAAAGAAGCUGGGAUCACGUCCAUGGAACUGAUCAGGCAGUCUGGCCAGGACCGGCGCAGUCUGACGUCCCGACUGCAGACUCUGGAGGACCUGGGUGUGGUGAAGAAGUUUCCGGCAGUCAUCGACUCUGCCAAUUCGUACGUCAUUGUGAGCACCAAGUACGAAAAGCAGUUUUCGUUUGCAAAUGUGCGGACCAGUUUUGAGCUCAUGGGCGUUGUGAUGAAGACUCUGCAGGACGCCCCGAACGGUGUUCGUGUUCCGUCGGACCUGGCACGCGAGCUGCGGCUGACCUCGAAGAAAGAACGCAGAAUGCUGGCCAAGGCGAUCCGCAACCUGGUGGUUCUGGGCUACGCGUGUAAGAUCAACGUCGAGCACGAGUCGUCGGGACGCAAGUUCGUGGGACUGCAGUUUCUCAAAGAGCUUCCAAAAACACAGGCUGCCCGUCAGGAACUGAAAUCGGAGCUCGCGUCGCUGGGCCAGGACCGCGAGGACGACCAGGACGAGCUUUUCGGCGCGGUUUUCGAAAGCAGCACAGACGACCCGCCAACAUACAAUCCGUUCUUACCUCUGCAGAACCAGAUUUUCGACACCGUUAAAAACAGUCCGGGUAUAUCCACUAAGAAACUCAACACAUGUAUCACCGGAAACCUGUCUGUCAAGUCUUUCAGCAACUACAUUGGCUCAUACGUUUUUGACAACCCUGUUCCUGAACCCAAUGCCGUGAUACGCUAUUUGCAUCACGAGGGGAAGGCCCGUUACUAUUGUCACAUGAUCCAGUCUGAUUUCCUCAAAAGACAGGGCAAGCAAGUUGAGGAGCCGCCGCUGGAAUUCGCGAAAACACAGGAGAACUCGCAGACCGUAGCAGAGAUAAGCGCCAGCCACUACCUGGACCCAUUUCCGAAACGUGUGUCGCUUGUUUUCUUCCCAAACAAAUCGUUCAAGUUUUGCUGGUUUGGCUACUCGGGGCCUGUUUUGAAGGGUCUUGUUUCCAAACAGGGCAAGAUAAAACAGCUGUUUAUUGACGACACGUUCAAGAUUGCUGUGUCGAAGAAAAUACAACGAGUUGGCCAGCCAAAAAUAAUCAAAGGAGGAUAUUUUGACGAGCACAAGGGACAUAUCGAGAGUCCUGCAAAGUUCGUGCCAAAGGUGGAGGAGCACAUUUCCCAGCCUUUUCUGGAGACUGGUAUUGAUUUCGGCCCUAGCAGACGUCGUUCUGUGUUGCUCCAGAUAGUUGACGAUAGCAAAUGCGUUGCUCUUAAUAUGGACCUCACGAAAAAAGUUUCUGAUGCUCUGAACGUGAACUAUCUCGUUGACCGCCGGACUGUCAAGAAAGAUGCGGCAGUGCUGCAAAGACAGAAGAAGAUCACGGUGAAAGAGGUGCCGAGCUCGAUUCGCUCGUUCACGCACACUGUCCUGUGUUCCGUGACAAACAGGCCGUCGCAGGACCACAUCGACGCCAUUGCCCAUUCUGCCAGCUCCAAAUCUGGGUCUGCCAAUCCUCGGCUGAGCUUGGCUCCUACGCGGCCCGUUUUCAAGGCCAACGAUUCGCACUUUUUCGAGAUGCCGUCCCAGCUCUUAUCCCAGCUUCGCAAGUCCGGCCAGAAAAAAGGUCUCGACACCGCAAAAAGAGUGGAGGCGCGUCUUCGCGCGGCAGAAACGCCAGCCGAGUCCAAGAAGAAACGGCGGCCAACUCCCAAUGACGAGGACCUGCUUGCUCCGCUGAUGGAAUCGAGAAAGAGGAAAAAGGUCUCCACACGUCAGAAGACACAGUCGGCCUCGACGGCGCCAACUAAACGUGCCCGGAACAACACCCGUCUGAGCGGCAAGGACGUGAUGCUGCUUAUCCGAGCAAUCAUUAUCUCGCAAUCGCUGUCGCCAUCCAACACCAUUGAUUGGGCCAAGGUCUCUGCUCUCUUCCAGGACAAGUAUACUUCUGAGGUUUUGAGACGACAAUGGCCACGGCAUAAACGUGUGAUUGGACUCAGGGCGCUACAGCUGUCCAGGAAGACGUGGGAGAGAAUUUUGAUGUCAGCCAUCACGAAUGGCGAUGUUGGCGAGGAGGAGCUGUUGGACUACGAUUUGAACGACAUGAUUUCUCUCUGGAGGUCUGUGGACUCGGAUUCGUUUGAAAAUACUCACGAUGUGGUUCUUUACCGCAAUUACGCGGAAAACUUCAAGGAGCAGCGGUGGCGGCCCGAUAUUGAUCUACGUGGACUGGAUGUCUUCAAAGAAGGCACUUCCAUCAUAGAGCGCGAGGAGCAGUGUGCGCGGGCCAUGUUUGCGUAUCCGCUAGUUUCCGAGGAGCCGAAUGGGGAGCCGACGGGUGUUCAGGAAGCCAAGACCAAGCUCAAGGCCCUGUUUGCGACCGGACCAGACAAGUUUUCGUCUGCAGAGGCCAAAAAGGUGUUUUCGUCUACCGAGAAGGAUGUGUAUGCAAAGGCGCUGGCAGAGCUGGAGGACGACAAGGUAAUUGCUUAUUUGGGCGAGGACUCGCCGAUCAAGUUCACGUUGACCGAGAAGAUUAUGUUUUUGAUCGACUGGAAGUUCACACGGGCCUUUUUCGACCAGUGUGCAGGGUUUGUGGAAAUGAUGGAAACAGCCACUUUGAACAACAAGGGCGUCAUCUUGUCUCCGUUGUCUCCAGAUAGCUGUUUUGCUCCGUUGAUAAACAUGAUGGCCCAGGCAGAAAUCAAGGUUACGAGAAUCGACCAGAGCCCGCCAAUGCUGAUCGACAACUACUCCACCAAGAGCCAGGACAAGACGAAGCUCGAGAGCGACUUUAUCUUGCACGACAUGCACACGGCGAUCGAUCUGAAGGCGGUGGCUCCGCCAAGCGGGGCGCCGUGCUCGCGGCUCUGGAUCGACCUCAACGGGGACCUCAACGUGGAGAUCUGGUACAAGACGGUGUGCUCGCUUUUGCGAUGCAUAGUUUUCCGGCCCGGGGUGACGUUCCGUCUGCUGUGUCUGCGGUUUAGUCCUCUUUAUGAGCCGUUUGAGCUCAAGCUCGUUUUGGACUGGAUGGUUGCAAAAAAGGCGGUGGUCCAGCGGAACGACAGCUAUUGGGCAGGAUCCUACUGGUAUCUGACGUUUGAUCGAUAA
Messenger RNA from Ogataea angusta, 3507 nucleotides. RefSeq lists its product as uncharacterized. Gene Ontology annotation, cellular component: transcription factor TFIIIC complex. The coding region runs from base 1 to 3507 and encodes 1168 amino acids. Gene Ontology annotation, molecular function: DNA binding. Gene Ontology annotation, biological process: transcription initiation at RNA polymerase III promoter; 5S class rRNA transcription by RNA polymerase III. The transcript has a single exon. NCBI's taxonomy places the organism in Eukaryota, Fungi, Ascomycota, Pichiomycetes, Pichiales, Pichiaceae. The record is from RefSeq and is a predicted model, not a curated record.